This is a messenger RNA of Fusarium redolens, 492 nucleotides long. RefSeq lists its product as uncharacterized. The transcript is spliced from 4 exons. The record is from RefSeq and is a predicted model, not a curated record. Bases 1 to 492 code for a protein of 163 amino acids. NCBI's taxonomy places the organism in Eukaryota, Fungi, Ascomycota, Sordariomycetes, Hypocreales, Nectriaceae.
AUGGAGUUCUUUGAGCGUUCUGAGUUGCACGACAUGAACUCUGGCCUCAAAGCACUGAACCUCAUGGCUCAGUUUCAGCGACUGCCGGUCCCCGGCACUUCAAUUCAACCUCUUCCCGCCAUUUCCCCAGGUCAGGAUGGAUUCUUGUUCUGCAGGUUUCCGUUCCCCGCUUUCCAUUCUUCUCGUCCUUAUCCCGAUCUGGUCAACCUUGUUCUGCCCCAGAUGACUACUAUCGAUCUCCUGAGCUACAUACAGCGUCAGACCCCAGCAUAUUACCGUAUGGCGUGGAUGAACCCUGGUCCUCCUGCGUCUAGUUAUCCCGUGAUAAACUUCCGAUACGACGCGUGCAACCCUAGUCCAUCAAAGAGCGAUCAUUUUGAUCUUGACAAGCGGGAGCUAUCUGGUCUGGAACCUAAGCAGAAUGCUCUAAUCUUGAAAUGUAUCACGGACUCGGAGGCCGAAGAGAAGCUCAGCAUCGUCAUGAUGGCAUGA